Scatophagus argus is the source of this 1277-nucleotide messenger RNA. RefSeq names its product guanine nucleotide-binding protein subunit alpha-14-like. The record is from RefSeq and is a predicted model, not a curated record. The transcript is spliced from 7 exons. The coding region runs from base 204 to 1268 and encodes 354 amino acids. Gene Ontology annotation, cellular component: heterotrimeric G-protein complex. Gene Ontology annotation, molecular function: GTPase activator activity; guanyl nucleotide binding; G-protein beta/gamma-subunit complex binding. Lineage: Eukaryota; Metazoa; Chordata; Actinopteri; Scatophagidae. Gene Ontology annotation, biological process: action potential; adenylate cyclase-modulating G protein-coupled receptor signaling pathway; phospholipase C-activating dopamine receptor signaling pathway.
CAGGGACGGCCCAUCCGCCCGCCUUCCCUGCACUGCAGGAAUGUGGAAUGCACCUGAGCUGGAUCGUGCAUGAGGAAGAAUGACUGCUGAAAGUCACCAAUCCACCUGUUCUGGGACAGAAGUUUGUCUGGCCUGUCCGAGAAAAAUCAUUAUCCAUUUAUUUUACUGAUCCCUGCCAGCUGUUAAUUAGUUUUGGUAUAACAAUGGAAGAUUGCUGCAUAUCUGAAGAGGAAACGGAGAGAGUCAGGAUACACAGAGAAAUAGAACGACAACUUCGACGUGAUAAAAGAGAGUCUCACCGGGAGUUGAAGCUGCUGCUUUUAGGGACCGGUGAAAGUGGGAAGAGUACCUUUAUCAAACAGAUGAGGAUCAUCCAUGGCAACGGAUACACUGAAACUGACAGAAAAGGUUUCACUCGCCUGGUGUUUCAGAACAUCAUCACAGCCAUUCGGGCGCUGAUCGAGGCCAUGAAGACUCUGCAGAUUGACUACAUCGAUGACCAGAACAUUAGCCAUGCAGAGAAGAUAAGCCAAAUAGAGGCAGACCAGGUGUCCAUGUUGGAGGCUUGGCAGGCAGACGCUAUUAAGAGAGUGUGGAAUGACCACGGUGUUCAAAGGUGCUACGAGCGCAGGAGGGAAUUUCAGUUAUCCGAUUCUGCCAAAUAUUACCUGAGUGACCUGGACAGAAUCACAGCUGUGUCAUACAUCCCCACCCUGCAGGACAUCUUGAGGGUCAGGGUCCCCACCACGGGUAUCAUAGAGUAUCCAUUUGACCUUUCAAAAGUCCUCUUCAGGAUGGUUGAUGUGGGUGGUCAGCGUUCAGAGAGGAGGAAAUGGAUCCACUGUUUUGAGAAUGUCACCUCCAUCAUAUUUUUGGCGGCAAUCAGCGAGUACGAUCAAGUCCUUUACGAGAGUGAGGAUGAUAAUCGACUGAGUGAGAGCAUCGCCUUGUUCAAGACCAUCAUCUCAUACCCUUGGUUCCAAAAUUCUUCCAUCAUCCUCUUCCUGAACAAAACAGACUUGCUAGAGGAGAAAAUCACACAGUCUCAUUUGGUGACGUACUUCCCAGCCUAUACCGGGCCUCGGUGUCAUGCUGAAUCCGCGAAAGAUUUCAUCUUGAAAAUGUACAAGGACCAGCACCGCGAGCACCAUAAACCCCUUUACACUCACUUCACCUGCGCCACAGACACAGAGAACAUCCGGGUUGUGUUCAAAGCCGUCAAAGACACGCUCUUCAUCGAUAACCUUCAUAACUUCAACCUUGAAUAAAGGGAUUGC